Protopolystoma xenopodis is the source of this 273-nucleotide messenger RNA. NCBI's taxonomy places the organism in Eukaryota, Metazoa, Platyhelminthes, Monogenea, Polystomatidea, Polystomatidae. The record is from the annotation of a GenBank genome assembly.
AUGUGCCUUCUUUAUCGGAUACCUGGCCUUGAAGAGGACAACCUUCCUUAUGUAGAGCGCCUCUCAGCGCGGCCUGUCUCUGUCGAACAGUAUCAACAUAUCAGUGUAUUGGCUGAGCACCCGGCCGGACUUCAUGGUUUGCUCAGGCGUCUUGGUACUGUACGUGAUCCUCUCGUCUGCCGAGAGCUGCUUGAAUGUGCUGUCCAUCUUUUCGAGUACUGCCUUAAGACGGAAGAGUGCAAAGUUGCCUUGGUCCGACCUCGGCUUAAGUGA